AUGAUGCAAGAACCCCUUUACCUUGGCUUAGAUCUCUCUACUCAACAAUUGAAAGCCAUAGUCGUCGACUCGACUCUCAAUGCCGUACGGAAUGUCACAUUCGAUUUCGAUGCCGAGUCAAUCAGUUUUAAUAUCGAAAAAGGGGUGAUUGCAGACCUUGCCGAACACAAAGUCUAUGCUCCUGUCGCGCUUUGGCUACAGGCUCUUGACGGAGUCUUGCAGAAGCUGAAGGAUACCUCGCUCGACCUCGCUCGAAUCAGGGGCAUCAGCGCCGCAGGCCAACAGCACGGAAGCGUCUAUUGGAAUGCUGAUGCUGAAAGAAUCUUAGCUGGUUUAAACAGCUCAAAAACUUUGCAGGAUCAGGCCCAAGGUGCUCUCUCACAUCCUUACAGUCCCAAUUGGCAGGAUUCGAGCACGCAAGCGGAAUGUAAAAUGUUCGAGUCCGCCCUGGGUACUAAGGCUGCCUUGGCUCAAGUUACUGGUAGCAAAGCACAUCAUCGUUUCACGGGCCCUCAAAUUCUAAGGCUGCGGCAAAAAUGCCCUGAGGCAUACGCGAAGACGGCUCGCAUAUCUCUCGUCUCGUCCUUCGUGGCUUCAAUGUUGCUUGGAAAAAUUGCUGCCUGCGAUAUUUCUGACGUCUGCGGAAUGAAUCUGUACAAUAUACGGGAAGGCUGCUGGGAUGAACGCCUGGUCAAGCUUGCUGCUGGCGAAUCUGGACUACCGGAUUUGAAAGCGAAGCUUGGGAACGUUCCUGAAGAUGGGGGCAGCCAUUUAGGUAGCAUCAGUUCCUACUAUGUUGAAAGGUACGGAUUCAGUCCAGAAUGCACCAUCGUCAUAUCCACUGGCGAUAAUCCAGCCACAAUACUCGCUCUGCCUUUGAGGUCCCAAGAUGCUGUUGUCUCGUUAGGAACAUCAACAACUUUUUUGAUGUCAACUCCCAAAUACAGGCCGGACCCAGCGACGCAUUUCAUGAACCAUCCUACUACUACAGGCCUGUAUAUGUUCAUGCUCUGCUACAAGAAUGGGGGACUGGCUCGAGAAGACAUACGCGAUGCGUUGAACUCUAAAGCAAUGUCGCAAACAACCACAUCACUUUGGACUUCCUUUGACGAAGCGCUGUGCAGUACCCCUCCACUUUGUCAGCGUGCAAGUCAUGAGCCUAUGAAGCUGGGGCUCUACUUCCCCAAACCAGAAAUCGUUCCGGAGCUACCUUCCGGCCAGUGGCACUUCGUGUACCAUAAAGAGGCUAAGCAGCUAAUCGAAUCAGACGAAGGCUGGCUGAGACCAGAAGACGACGCGCGAGCUAUCGUUGAAAGCCAGAUGUUAUCAUUGCGUCUACGCUCCAAAGGCCUGGUGUCAAGCCCUGGCUAUGGACUGCCCCCACAACCGCGCCGCAUCUACCUCGUUGGUGGAGGCUCGCGUAGCAAGGCCAUUGCUAAAGUGGUUGGAAAAGUACUUGGCGGGAGCGAGGGGAUAUACAAGCUCGACGUCGGAGAAAAUGCUUGUGCUCUUGGUGCAGCGUACAAGGCGGUCUGGUCGCUAGAAAGGCGGACUAAUGAAACAUUCGAAGAACUGAUCGGUGACCGGUGGGAGGAAAGCCAGUUCGUUAAGCGCAUAGCUGACGGCUAUCAAGAAGGUAUUUUUGAGAAAUACGGAGAAGCUCUUGACGGGUUUGAGAUGAUGGAGAACAUUCUUAUGAGAAGACACAAUAAGGAUUAG
Molecule: messenger RNA, 1719 nt
Organism: Endocarpon pusillum Z07020
Lineage: Eukaryota; Fungi; Ascomycota; Eurotiomycetes; Verrucariales; Verrucariaceae
Product: D-xylulose kinase A
Exons: 2
Coding region: 1-1719 (572 amino acids)
Biological process (GO): xylulose metabolic process; D-xylose metabolic process
Cellular component (GO): cytosol
Molecular function (GO): D-xylulokinase activity
Source: RefSeq, a predicted model, not a curated record